This is a messenger RNA of Solanum pennellii, 3654 nucleotides long. RefSeq lists its product as uncharacterized. Gene Ontology annotation, molecular function: RNA-DNA hybrid ribonuclease activity; nucleic acid binding. Lineage: Eukaryota; Viridiplantae; Streptophyta; Magnoliopsida; Solanales; Solanaceae. The coding region runs from base 1 to 3654 and encodes 1217 amino acids. The record is from RefSeq and is a predicted model, not a curated record. The transcript is spliced from 3 exons.
AUGUGGGGAUGCAAUCCAAGGUGUUCCUGCAAGUAUAGAGGUAAAGCAACAAACAUCAGCAGAGUUAAAUUUGCAAUCUACAAGGACAACUACAAGAUGUUGAACACUGCAUUUCCUCAACUUUACUGGCUAGCCAAGUGGACAUACUUAAUGCAAAAGAGUGAAAAGUGUGUGCAUGACAUCAAAGUGAGCAUGGUGAAGUGGCUUAAACCUGCAGAUCAGUGGCUCAAAGUGAACACUAAUGGUAGUGCACUCGCGAACCCUGGUAGGCUGGGGGCUGGGGGAAUCCUGAGAGAAAAACAAGGCAAAGUGGUGACGGCUUUCGCAACACCACUUGGGGAAGGAACAAACAACAAAGCGGAAAUAGAGGCAGCCAUCUUUCGUUUAACUUGGGCACUUAAGCUUGGAUACAGGAACAUAAUUUUGGAACUUGAUUUUCAACUAGUAGUGCAAUGGGUCCUAAAGAAGGCAGUCCCUCAAUGGAGUAUCAUCACUCAACUUGGAAGGCUGCAACAUCUUAUCAAUCAACUUCAAUGGUUUAAAGAUGGUGACACCAACUCCAAGUAUUUCCAUUCCAUUAUAAGGGGAAGGAGGAGGAAACUAUUCAUUCACAAAAUCGUCACAGAAAAUGGGGAUUGGAUUCAGGGUGAGAACAAUAUUGCUCAGGAGGCUUGUGAGCAUUUCAAUAACAUUUUCACAGGUGAAGACAAGCAUAUUAGUGAACACAAUCUGGAAUGCAUUCCCAGAAUGGUCAAUCAGGAUCAAAACACUCAGCUUACAAAAGUACCAGACUUGGAUGAGCUUAAAGAGGUAGUAUUUUCUAUGAAUCCUAACUCUGCAGCUGGUCCGGAUGGUAUGAAUGGGUAUUUCUUUCAAAAAUGUUGGAACAUUAUCAAGAAUGAUUUAAUAGAAGUCCUUCAUGCUUUUUUCAGUGGCCAAAUGAUUCCUAAGUACUUCUCUCAUUCUUGUAUUGUAUUGCUCCCUAAGGUGAAUAAUCCAAACAAACUUACGGAAUUUAGGCCGAUAAGUCUGAGUAACUUCACUAGUAAGAUCAUAUCUAAACUGGUAAGUAACAGACUUAGCCCUAUCCUUCCGUUAUUGAUUUCUACUAAUCAGUCUGGUUUUGUGAAAGGAAGAAGUAUUUCGGAAAAUAUCAUGCUCGCUCAGGAGAUCAUUCAUCAAAUCAAGAAACCCAACAUUGGAAGUAAUGUAAUUAUUAAAUUAGACAUGGCAAAAGCUUAUGACAGGGUCUCUUGGUCAUAUAUUUGCUUAGUUCUAAGGAAGAUGGGCUUUGAUGAGGUGUUCAUUGAUAUGAUCUGGAGAAUCAUGGACAACAAUUGGUACUCUAUUAUUGUCAAUGGCAAAAGGUAUGGUUUCUUCCGCUCUACUAGAGGUCUCAAACAAGGUGAUCCUCUCUCCCCGGCCUUAUUUAUUUUAGGUGCCGAGGUAUUAUCGAGAUCACUCAAUAGGCUUCACAACCACCCGGAUUAUCAAGGUUUCAUCAUGGAAAAGAGGGGGCCCCAAGUGAAUCACCUAAGUUUUGCGGAUGACAUUAUUCUUUUUACUUCCGGAAGAUGCAAAACCUUGAAACUCCUUAUGAAUACUUUAAAGGAGUAUGAAAAGAUUUCGGGGCAACUUAUCAACGGAGAUAAAAGCCAUUUCAUGCUACACUCUAGUGCUUUCAAUAGCACUAGGGGUAGAAUUAAGAGGCUGACAGGUUUUAAACAGAAGCAGGGCCCUAUCACUUACCUAGUCUGCCCUUUAUUUGUUGGCAGGCCUAGGAAUGUUUACUUUUCUGAUCUUAUUAACAAAGUCGUUUCCAGAAUUACAGGUUGGCAAACAAAGCAACUUAGUUAUGGGGGAAAGGCUAUACUCUCCAAACAUGUUCUUCAGGCAUUGCCUAUACAUCUCUUAUCAGCAGUAACCCCUCCAGCUACUAUCAUCAGACAAAUUCAAAUGCUCAUUGCAGAUUUCUUCUGGGGGUGGAAGAACGAUAGGAAAAAAUACCAUUGGUCCUCUUGGAAAAAUCUGAGCUACCCUUAUGAGGAAGGGGGGAUAGGGAUGAGAAAUUUACAAGAUGUUUGUAAAACCGUCCAAUUCAAGCAAUGGUGGAUAUUAAGAACUAAACAAACCUUGUGGGGAGAUUUCUUGAGAGCUAAGUAUUGUCAAAGAUCAAAUCCGGUGAGCAAAAAAUGGGAUACUGGAGAGUCUUUAACUUGGAAACAUAUGUUAGAGACUAGACAGCAGGUGGAGCAGCACAUUCACUGGAAACUCCAAGCCGGGAAUUGUUCAUUUUGGUGGGAUAACUGGCUUGGCACUGGACCUCUAGCUCAACAUACAACCAGCAGCAACAGGUUUAAUAACAGUACUGUGGCAGACUUCUGGGAAAAUGGAGAAUGGAGGUGGAGCAAAUUGGUGAAGCAUGCACCAGUAACCCACCUUCCCAACAUCCUGGCUACCAGAAUUCCUCACAAUCAACACAGGCCGGACCAAGCAGUUUGGAAACUAAAUAUUCAUGGCAGCUUCAGUUGCUCAUCUGCGUGGGAGGAAAUCAGGAACAAAAAGGCUAAGAACAAUUUUAAUUCCUUAAUAUGGCAUAAAUCCAUUCCUUUUAAGACUUCAUUUCUUUUAUGGAGAACAUUAAAGGGUAAACUUCCUACAAAUGAAAAGUUAUCUAACUUUGGCAUUGAGCCAUCACCUUGUUUUUGUUGUUUUGAUAGAGCAGGCAUGAACACCAUUGAGCACAUCUUCAAUUUGGGACCUUUUGCAGCUAAGGUGUGGAAGUUUUUUGCAGCAACUGCAGGGCUGCAAGCUGACCACUCCACACUGCCCACAUUGAUCAAACAGUGGUGGACAGCCAAGCCAAGCAAUGCAGGCCACCAACUGUUGAUGCAAGCAACACCAAUAUUUAUUUGCUGGAAUUUAUGGAAGAACAGGUGCGCAGGCAAAUACGGAGGCAAAGCAACCAACAUCAGCCGCGUCAAGUAUGCAAUCUACAAAGACACCUUCAAGAUGCUGAAAAAUACUUUCCCACAUAUCAAGUGGCCUGCUAGUUGGACAGCCUUGAUCCAAACGACUGAAAGGUGUUUCCAUAACAUUAAAGUGUGCAUGGUAACUUGGUUCAAACCUCCAGAUCAAUGGAUCAAGAUUAAUACAGAUGGCAGUGCACUCACCAAUGAGGGAAAGAUUGGGGCUGGGGGUAUCAUCAGAGAUAAAGAAGGCAAGAUGGUGAUGGCAUUCUCAACACCACUUGGAGAAGGAUCGAACAACAAGGCUGAGAUUGAGGCUGCUCUCUUUGGACUGACUUGGGCUUUUGAACUAGGAUUCAAGAACAUUUUACUUGAGUUAGACUCUCAAUUGGUGGUUCAUUGGAUUUCAAACAAAACAGCCCCACAUUGGAGUUUUACCAAUCAGCUUGAAAGACUCCAACAUAUCGUCAUGCAAACUCAGAAUUUCAGAUGUUCCCAUAUUUUUAGAGAAGCAAAUUGGGUAGCAGAUGCACUUUCAAAGCACAGCCACAACUCAACAGCUCCCCAAGUUUACUUCAACAGCAAUCAACUCCCUAAAGAAGCACAAGCCUACUAUCAAAUGGACUUAAUGAACAUGCCAAGCUUUAGAAGAAAGAAGACCAAGAUGAUUUUUGAGCCUCCUUGA